UAUGAAUGAAAGAAAAUAUCACAAAAUUGCUAGAAACAACAACUCUACCAACAAAAUCUACAAGAAAGCGUAUUGAUCAAAGAUGUGGAAUCAAAAGCCGAGUUUUAGGUUUGAGAUAGAAAACUUCUCGGAGAAGGAAUCUGUUAUAGCGUCUCAGACAUUCGUGGGUGGCGGAUGCGAAUGGAACAUAUUCGUUUAUCCGAAGGGAGAAAUCGGACAAAGAGCUCUAUAGAUCAUCAAUUGCACCAGCAAGCACCUUGUUUUGCGCUAAGAAUCCAACAUUGGGUUAAUACUUCAGUGAGAAAGAUAUUUGCGGAGCACGUGGUGAAGACAGAAUACAAGAAUGUCCUAAGCAACGCUUGCAGCAAGUUGAGUGAGAUGGCGGAAGUAGGAUCUAAGCUGGACUGGUUGAAGUCUAGGCUUGAUGAAGUUUCCUUGAAGAGGAAGAAAGCAGAUGAUGUUGAAGGGUCUAGAGUCCAAAAGCUCGAGGAACGCAUCAAAAAUCUCGAGCUGAUGGAUUCGGGGCUCAAGAUGGACGGUUUGAGGUCAAAUCUUGAGGAGAUCUUAUUGGAGAGGAAGAAAUCAUAUGAUGCUAAUGAGUCUCGUGUCCAAAAACUCGAAGAACGCGUCAAGAAUCUUGAGAUGAUGGAAUUAAAUGUUAAACUGUUGAAGCUUGAGGAGGUAUCCUUGGAGAGGAAGAAAUCAGAUGACGCUGAUGAUUCUCGGGUCCAACAACUCGAGGAAAGCUUCAAGAAUCUUGAGAUGAUUGUUUCGGAUCUCAAAGUUGAACUUGACCAUGCCACCAAAUCUUCUGUUGAUGAAAUUUUCUUGGUCGAGGAAAGCUUCAAGAAUCUUGAGAUGAUGGUGUUGGAACUCAAAGCGGAAAUGGAAGAGGGGAAUGCCAAAUAUUCUUCUGAUGAGUUUUUCUUGGUCGACGAGGUUGAAUGA
Molecule: messenger RNA, 948 nt
Organism: Thlaspi arvense
Lineage: Eukaryota; Viridiplantae; Streptophyta; Magnoliopsida; Brassicales; Brassicaceae
Source: the annotation of a GenBank genome assembly